AUGUCUCAGGUGCCUGCUGACCUCCUGUCAACCGCCAGCUCCUACAACUAUGAGCCACCCCUUCCCUCCGUGGCUCGGGGGAGUGCUCUCACCCAGGUACCUCCAGCCAAAAAAAUAACCUUCUUCAAGAGCGGAGACCCUCAGUUUGCAGGAGUCAAGAUGGCCAUCAACCAGCGGAGCUUCAAGAGCUUCAAUGCUCUCAUGGAUGACCUCUCCCAUCGGGUCCCUCUGCCGUUUGGGGUGCGCACCAUCACCACCCCACGAGGAAUACACUGCAUCAGCGAGCUGGACCAGCUGGAGGACGGAGGGUGCUACCUGUGCUCCGACAAGAAAUACGUGAAGCCGAUCGGCAUCACUCCGGGGGGACACAGGCCAGCCCCUCCACGACACGCUCGCCCCUCCACUACCGUGAGAAGAGCGGCUCAGGAGAGCAAGCUGGAAGAUUAUUCCACACCUUUCACUCACCAUGGCCCCAGAAUACCCAAGAAAAUCACUCUGGUUAAGAACGGGGAAAGUGGGUUUCGGCGCUCCAUUAUCCUGAACCGCAGGAACGCCCGGAGUUUCAAAACCCUCCUGGAUGAGAUUACGGAGAUCCUGCAGUUCCCAGUGAAGAAACUCUACACCAUUGAUGGGAAGAAGAUUGACAGCAUGCAGGCCCUGCUCCACUGCCCCAACGUGCUGGUGUGCGUGGGCCGGGAGCCCUUUAAACCUGUGUCCAUGGAGAACCUGAGGAAACACUCGGUGGAGAAGCUGCCCAACCUGCCUCCCCGCUCCACCGGCAACAGCGGCAUCGAGAACAACGAAAAGCAUUUGAACUUCGGACUGAAAGCCAAAAAAAGCGUUAUCCACCCGCGGUCAUCAUCGAGCAACAGGUCCAUGAGAUUUUCUUUGUCGUCGGAAAAAUCGUAUCCCAACGGUCUCGCUGCCUCGCCGGAUAACGGAGCACCCUUCUCCAAUGGCUGCUCCCACCCCAAAGCCGGGGAGCUGGUCCAGUCCCUGGUCAACGAUGACAUAGAGAAGCGGGUGCACGUGAACAAGGACGGGAGCUUGUCCGUGGAGAUGAAGGUCCGCUUCCGCCUGCUGAACGAUGAGACCUUGCAGUGGUCCACCCAGAUCAAGAAGUCCAACCUGCUGAACCGGCUGCCUUGUGAGGAGUCAGGAGUGGAGGAGGACAGUGGAGUGGACCCCCUGCAGAAGAUGAACCCAGAAGUCAGCUCGGAGGCGGAUGACUCGUUGUAUCCCUGUGAGAUCGAUUCCUACAUGUCAAAACUUGAGGAAUCCGAGUGUGACGAGGCUCACUGUCACAGCUGUGGGAAGAAGCACCAGGACUAUGACAUCUGGAAGAACCCCAUGCACACAUCCCCGAGGGAAGAGCCCAGCGUACAGACCACCUGGCGCACGCGGUCGUCGUGCUCCAGCACGUCCUCCCGGAGGAGAGUCAUCCACAAGAAAAUGACUUCCAUGGACAGCCUCCCCACCACGUCCAGUGAGGAAUUCUCUGAGCACAUUGUGAGAGAGUCCUCAUCCUACUCAGAGACUGUAGAGAACAGGGUGGCGUAUCGAUCCGUCAGAAAGUGCAGGUGCCGAAGUGAUUUAUCUACAGGUGCUUCCAUUGGAGAAGAUCAGCAAGGAGACACUCCGGCAAGCACAGGGAAUAGCCAGAGACCUUCAUCCCUGGGUUUAAUGUCACAUUCCAGCUGUGAAAACAACCUGGAUACUCAAGACGCCCCCGAAGAAGACCAGGAGAUCAGCAAAACCAUUUCACAAAAAGAAGAGGAAAACUGUUUUGAAGGUUCCCCUGUGAAGGGCUUAAAGGAUGACGUGGAAGAGGCUGACAGCAGCAGAGUUGGGAGUGCCAUGUCCAAGUCAUCCCUGCAGUCCAAACGGAGCAAGAAUAACAUCUGUGAGGAAAACAGCACCGUGAGUAAGAGCAUGUCCUCCUCCUCAAGCCUUCAGAAGGCAAAUCCAGGAGAGAACUCUCGGAGCUCCACGCCUGCCAACAGUGUGCACAGCAAGUCCAGCAACUGUACCACCCAAAAAGCAAAGAGCGAGCAGGAUGACCACUCUGAUGAAAAUCCAGUGGUCUCCUCCUUGUCCGAAGCAAAAGAAAAAUUCUUGUUGGCUCAGAUAUCCCAGGAGAUGGACGAGAGGUGCUCACAGUCCAACAUGUCUCAAUCUUCGAAGUCAAGGCGGACAAAAAACAACAAUCUUCACGUGAGGAUGUCGAACUCCAGCCGGGCGUCGCUGUCUGAGACGAUGUCCGUGCGCAGCCUGCACUGCCCCGCCCCACCCAAAGGGAAGCCAAAGAGGAAAAACGUGCGUCCAGCCGUGCUGAAGAACUCCUCUGUUAGCAGCUUAGGCACCAGGUCGCUGCUGAGCACGGGGAAAGAGCAGAAGGAAAUUGUAGAUUCCUCCAAAGAGACGUCCUACGGGUCUAAGUCAGCAGCGCCCGAGACAAACGAUAAGAAUAAUAAAGAGACCGAUGAUUCUCAGAGCAAAAAAGCGGAGGAAGCGUCAGAGGACACAGGUGUGCAGGAGGAAGGGAGUGAUUUGAUGCCAUCUGCUCUGCCAAACGCAUCUCCAGAAGAAGUUGUGCAAGAGUGGCUCAGAAAAAUCCCUUCAGAAACGCUGCUUGUGAAAUAUGAAAUGGAGGACGAUGUGGAAGAGGAAGGUACAGAGACAGCUACUGAGGAAGAAGUCUGUGAGGUGGCGUCCGAGACUGCCAAAGCUGAGCAGGCAGAAAGCAACCAGUCAGUUAACUCCAGCCAAAAUAACAAGAGGGACCUGCCCAGCUCUGUCCAGACUUCUGUCCAGAUCAUGAAGGCCUUGCUCAGUUCGAAACACGAGACCAAAUUUGACCGAUCGAACAGUUUGCCCGAAGUGUCCCCCACCAUGGGGAGAAAACUCAGCAACUCCGCCAACGUUUUGAUUACUUGUCUUGCCAGUCUCCAGCUCCUUGAUGAAGAGUCAGAAGACCCAUCAGACACCUCAAAAGCUUUGAGUAAGUCAAGGUAUACGGAGCUGCUGAAUAUUUUUCAAGCCCUGUGGUUGGGAUGCACAGCUGAGAGGAGCGGUCCAAGCUCUGCUCAAGGGGCCAGCGAGCAGGCAAAGCCAGACCUUGGGUUUAAAGGUCCCAAAUCCAUGGAUCAUGCCUUCACUCGCAUGUCCUCCUCCGGGGUUGAUGUCUGCAGUGGUUCUGGUGGCUCAGGAGAAGAAUGUGCAGCUGGUGCCACUUUAGUGGCCCAGAAAACUGUGGAAUUCAAAUCAGCUGAAGAGGAAAAUACAGAGAAUGGAACUGAAGUGACUGAGGCUGAGGAGCAAAGUAAAGAGGAAGGGCAGCCAUCCCGCCCCUCGACAGCCUGCUCAGAAUCACAUAGAGAGGAAAAAGCACACUCUGCUACUGAAGAAUCUCUAAUUCAGGAGGAAGAAGAGAAGGAGGAGGAUCAGUGCCACAUCUCUGAACACGGUCAGGAGGAAGGGGGAGAAAAUGAAAACGAAGAAAGCAGCAAAUUAGCCCAAACUGGAGAACAAGAAGAGGCUGCAGCUGUGAAUGAUGAACUCCCACAAGAAAAUCCUGAAGCCACCAUCGAUGAUACAAAUGUCAACGGUGCUGAUGGUGAGAUGGAGAUUAAAGCUGGUUUGGAAGAACAUCGUGAAAAAGAGUCACCAAGUGUCGCAGAGCCCAAAGUCAGUGCAUCCACCAGUGUGGGGACAUCCCUUGCCCAGCAAAACUCAGUGGAUCCAGACCCAGUCUGGGUCUUGAGACUGCUCAAAAAAAUCGAGAAGGAGUUCAUGGCUCACUAUGUCAAUGCCAUGAAUGAGGUAAAAAUCAGGUGGAACCUGCAGAACAACCGGCAGAUGGAUGAAAUGAUACUGGAGCUGAAGGAGGAGGUGAGUAAAAGGAUACAAAAAAGCAUAGAGAGGGAGUUGAGGAAGAUCAGAAGCAGAGCUGGGACGAGGGUGCCAAGACCUCCGGAUGAGCCACCCACACCCCAGUCAAAAUUCCAGACAGAGCAGAGGAGGUGGAGAUUGCAAAAUAUGCACAACAAGUCACUCUUUGGUGGCAAGAACGGCAACCAGACCAGGCUGGAGGAGACAACAGAAUUAUCCUUCGAUGUAGAUCAAGACUUGGCACUUAGUGCAGCUUUUGAUGACAGUGUUAGUAAACAAUCAAGCGAGGAGGAAUAUUGUCCAUGUGACUCCUGUGUGAGGAAAAAACUGGCCUCCAAGCCCCAAAGACUCCCCGUGGUGGCCACCAAUGCCCCAGUCAUGAAAGCAUUUGAUUUGCAGCAAAUCCUGAGGCUGAAGAAAGAUGAUAAGGAGGACGUUGUUGUUGCAGAAACAGCCCAGGACAUCAAAGGUGAACCCCAGGCAGCUGAAGGAGAAGUGGAGGACAAUGAAGUAAAGGAGGUAGAAGUAAAUGAAUUAAAUGGAGGUGGAGAAGAACCUGAAAUAGCAGAGAGUCAAAAAGGUGAGGGGGAGGAUGAGGGGGAAAAUGAAGAAACCAAAGAAGACGAAGCUGAAGGAGAGGGGGAAGAGAAAGAAGUGAAGGAGGAGGAGGAAGCAAAAGAGGAGGAGGAAGAAGCAAAAGAGGAAGAAGAAGAAGUGGAGGAGGAGGAAGAAGCAAAAGAGGAGGAGGAAGAGGAAGACGAAGAACCAAAAGAGGAAGAAGAGAAGGAGGAAGAGGAAGAAACAAAAGAGGAGGAGGAAAUUAAGGAGGAAGAGGAAGGUGCAGAAGAGGAGGAGGAAGAAGAAGCAAAAGAUGAAGAGGAAAGCAAGGAAGAAGAGGAAGAAGCCAAAGAGGAGGAGGAGGAAGCAAAAGAAGAGGAAGCCAAAGAAGAGGAAGAAGCAAAGGAGGAAGAAGAAGAAGAAGAAACUAAAGAGGAGGAAGAAGAAGUGAAGGAGGAGGAAGAAGAAGAAGCCAAAGAGGAGGAGGAGGAAGAGGAGGAGGAGGAAGAAACUGAAGAGGAGGAAGAAGAAGUGAAGGAGGAAGAAGAAGGAGAAGCCAAAGAGGAGGAGGAAGGGAAGGAGGAAGAGGAAGAAUCAAAAGAAGAGGAAGAGGAAAAAGAGGAGGAAGAAGAAACAAAAGAAGAGGAGGAGGAGGAAGAGAAGGAGGAAGAGGAAGAAGGAACAAAGGAGGAGGAGGAAGCAGAGGAAGAAGAGGAGGAAGAAGAGGAGGAGGAAGAGAAUGAGGAACAGGAAGAACAAGAAGAAGAAACUCAAAGUGAAGAGCAGGAAGCUGAUGAUGAAGCUGAAAAUGAAGCUGAAGAAACAGAGGAGCCAGAGGAUGAUGAGGCAGAGACAUCUGAAGGCAGAGGGGAUGCCAAGGACUCUGGAACUGACAACAAUCCUGGAGAAGAUGAUGCAGAAGGAAAUGAAGAAGCUGAGCAGGAAGAAGCUGAGGCAGUAGAAGAUGCAAAACUGGAGUCAGAAGGUGAGGCUGAGGAGGAAAACAGUGAAGGAGGUGAGAACCACAACGAGAAUGAGGAGGAACCCGCCGAUGACAACCCUGACAAGGCACAUGAAAAUCACGAGGGCAAAAGCAACAAAAAGGUUUCUCAGAAAGUCUCAAGGGCCAAAGGCAAGAAAAACAUCAAAAAGAGUCUGAAAACAUCCACUGCCCUUUCUUAUUAUUCUUCUGUAGGAAACUUCUCACAGCAAUCCCAGAAGGGGUCUGAAGGUGGAGAUGAAGGAGAAGAGGAAGAGGAAGGCAAAGAUGACAACAACCCUGGGAGUGACCCCCCCAGUGGAGAGAAUCAAAGCAAUGAGAGCUCCAAACCCUCCCAGAUGUAUCCUGAGAGUGAGGAAGAGGAAGAAGAUGAGGACAAAGAUUCUUCAGGCACUGAACCCGCGGGAGAUGAGGACCCAGCAGAUGCUGAAGGGGCAGAUCCAAAGGAGGCUGAAAAUACUGAUGGAGUUCAGGAUUCUAAAAAGAAAGAAGACUCUGAUCAUAUCGACCAGGAUGACUUGGACUUCUAG
This is a messenger RNA of Myiozetetes cayanensis, 5979 nucleotides long. RefSeq names its product RP1 like 1 (gene RP1L1). Gene Ontology annotation, biological process: axoneme assembly; retina development in camera-type eye; photoreceptor cell development. The record is from RefSeq and is a predicted model, not a curated record. The coding region runs from base 1 to 5979 and encodes 1992 amino acids. Gene Ontology annotation, cellular component: axoneme. Lineage: Eukaryota; Metazoa; Chordata; Aves; Passeriformes; Tyrannidae. The transcript has 10 exons.